Molecule: messenger RNA, 2842 nt
Organism: Chironomus riparius
Lineage: Eukaryota; Metazoa; Arthropoda; Insecta; Diptera; Chironomidae
Source: the annotation of a GenBank genome assembly
UUAUAAUUCAGCAAGUGCCAAAAGAAUUUCUUUUAUUAUGUUUUAAACUAUUGGGAGAUAAGAUAACAAAGCGAAUUCUAUGUUUAAUUAUUUGUAUGAUUCAACGUAAUUGCAACAUGAAAUUUUAUAUAUUUUUAUGCUUGUUCAUCCCAUACGUUGUCCCACAACGGAUUAGAAUACCCCAAAGUUUAGUUCAUUGCUAUCGAGGAAAUAAUACGGAAUAUUUUUUUCCAAGUUCAUUGCCAAUUUUUAUCGAUAUUGUGAGGAAAAUCGAACAAGCCUUUCCUACGAGUAUCGAUUUGAGGCAUUUGUCAUCGAGAUUAUUUCAUGAUCUCCGAAUCGAUGGCAUUCAAAGGUCACCAUUUGCAGUUGAGUCCGAUGAUAUUACAGUUUAUGGAGUAUCAGGAUUUAUGACCAAUAAAAAUAGAGUUUUACAGCAAGUAAUUUCAAAAGUAUCGGGGGAUAUAAAUUAUGAAGAGCUUUUAACGCCAACGGAACUUUGUAUUCUACAUAAACUCAUGAGCUCCUCUGUAGAGCCGUACGAACAAAUGAAUGAAUUAAGAAUUUGUCCAAGGGAUAUUUUAAAUACAACAUCAGAUCAAUCUAUUGUUAGAUCCAAAUCACCGCCUCUUUUCAUUCCAAAUCGAAGGGCAUUCAAUAAUCACACAAUUGUAGCACCAAAUUUUUCAAGAUGUCCUGUCGAAUUAGGUGUUGUGUAUAAUGAUCAUGGGUCUUUUCACCCCGGAGUAAUCAUCGCAUCAAUUGCAUCUGGUAUGCAGCCACAAAAUAUAAAAAUUGGUGACUUUGUAGCUGAAUAUAAUGAGCGUGAUAUUUAUGCAAAUCUUGAGACAAUGGAAGACACAGAUAAUCGACAGCGGGUCGAGAAAAUGUUAUCAUCAUUGAGUUCAAUCGAUAAUACAUAUGCAGCCGGGCUUGUAAGUGAUUUAGCUGAAGUGGUUUUAUAUCAAGGAGCCGAGCUGGGUCAUAAUUUUUCAAUUGGAUUUCCAGGAUUAUGGAAUGAUACAUAUUUUGCCAGAUGUCAUCAUUUAAAUGGCAGUAGAAGUGGAUUUUUUCAUCUUACAGAUUCGGAACUUUUGAGUGGACUCGAUGGACUUUUUAUAUCCCAACAAGUUGCAUCAUGGUCAACUCGUCUUCGACGCUUGAGAUUAUCACAAAUCCUUGAAAUGUAUUAUCUCCAUCAAGGCAUUUCAAUUCCAAUUAUUCAAACGACAAAUAAUAAUAAUUUCUUUAGUGGAAGACCAAAUAAUAACAAAGGAAGUAAGGAUGAAGAGAAAAAUGAUGAAGAAGAUCCGAAAUUUGCUGGAAAACCUCUUUUUCGUAAAGCCUUCAAUUACAAAGUUCUAAAUGAAGAAUUAAUGGAUAUUGAUGUUAAUUAUCUAUCACGAUUCUCAGUUGUUGAAGGAAUCAAUUCUGUUUGUCAUCGUCAAAAAAUCAUUGAAAUGAUUGACAUAGACAAAUUAAAGGAUGAGACGUAUAAUUUUAUUCAAAUCUUAGAAGUUGUCACAAAGACACCAAUAAUUACUCUCACACUCCUCAAAGACUUUUCAAAUACAGUCGUGGAUAGAAUUAUGGAAUAUGCUAAAAAUCUAGUCGCUUCCACAAGCGAUUGCACUAAAAAGCCAAUUAAUAUAAAGAAAUCACGUAUUGAUUUAACAUUAAUAAUUGAUGGAUCAAGAAGCUAUUACGAGAAUUUACAACUCAUUAAUUAUAUAGCCGAAUUAAUUGGCGUUUCAAGAUAUGGCUCUUAUAUCUCGGUUGUUCAUGGAAAUAACGGAAACUACUUAGCAAAUAAGACAAAUAAUAUAGCUGAUUUAUUCGAGCAAUUGAGGAACUCGAGCUUUAAUGUUCCAUUUAGAUUAUCAAUUCUAAAUUCUCUAAGCAGUGUCAUGACUAAAAUGUCAGAACAGCUUCAAGAAGAAAAAUCAUCUGGCAGUUAUAUGGAAUUAAGUAAAGUAAUUCUGUUAGUAUCUCAAUCCCACCGUAUCAGUCAAUUGGAUUUUGAGAAUUCUCAAUGGCUUUUAAGGAGUUCAAUGCUACAAUUUCCUGAUUUAUAUUUCGUGUUUCUAUCAAAUGAUGUAAACACAUUUCAAGAAAUGAUUAAUGGCAAUAAUGGAAAUCCAGUUACAUCAGCGAGAAUGCUCAUUGAAACUGCUGAACGAUACCGUUUCGUGGAUGCUUCUUCCACAAGCAUAUCGACGUUUGAAAAAUCUUUAGAGUCAGCAAUUACCGUAAUUCCAAAGCGUAUCGUUUCACCCUUUUGUCAUUAUGAAAAUAAUAACAGAACAGCAUCGUACAUCCGAGAUGAGUUUGAGGAUUAUGCAAUGCCUAAUGUCGAUUUAUUGUAUCGAAUAAGUCCGUACUAUCUUCUUGGCUCAGACGAGACUCGCGUAAGAUUUCAAGGGGUUGGAUAUGGUGAUUUAUCCGUCUGCACAUCUCGAUAUUUUAAUAUGACAGACAAAGAAUGCAAAUCCAUUCAGGAUAUUGAAAAUGUUUGGUUCAACAUCACCCAGCCAUGUCUUAAUCAUCACGUCUCGGACGGAUGUUUAGGCAUUUAUUUUUCUGUUUCUGUAGAAACAACUUAUGUUAGAUGUAGUGAAUACACGUGCAGAUUUCCCGACGACGUACGAUUUAAUGUUCGACCUGAAGGACUUCGUUGUGAAACAAAUUCUUCGCCGAAAAAUUUUAUUUUCUCAUCAACAUUAACGUACGUCAUUGUCAGCUUUAUGGUUUAUUUAUUAAAAUUAUCGUAAAAUUAUUUUUGAAACUGUAAAUUAUAAUUAAGGAAGUCAAUUAGAAAUAAAAUGUAUUUUUGUAAGGUUCA